UCAUGAUACUGGUCAGAACCCAAUUUUCUAUAUGUUUAUCCCCCAAAUUUAUAACCACCCCAUCACCCAAAAUACAGAGUCUGGGGCAAACUAAAAUUUGAGUGCCCAAAACGUCACACAAACAACUCUGAACCUUCAACCAAAAUUCUUGGAUCUUAACACACCCCCAAAAGACAUGGGUUGUGUCUCCAUCUUCUGACUGGCAUAGCCAGCAGGUGGGUGUGUCUUUAAGACCAAGCCUAUACAAUCUAGAGGGGGUCCAAUAGAAUCUAUGUAAAAUCUUGAAUUGCAUAAGGCGAUCCCUUGCAUCUGUAGAUGCGGACUUGACAUUUGUAGAAUCCUAGCCCACACUCCCUCCUCCAAUACCAAAUUUAAAUCUUUCUCCCAUAAUCUCUUGAGAGAAGUUAAAGCUCCGUCCCCCAGACUCUGAAUUAGCAGGGAGUAAUACACUGAUGCCUCGUGACUUUUUCCAAAAGCAGUAAUCACCUCUCCCAGAGUAUCUGCUGCUUUAGGGGGGGAUGUGCUACUCCCAAAAACAAUACAGAGAAGGUGGCGCAGCUGUAAAUACCUAUAGAACUGAGAUCUGGGAAUCCCAAAACAUUUAACCAAAUCUUCAAAAGAUCUCAACACUCCUCUCAUACAGGUCACCGAGUGUAGUAACCCCCCUCACAAUCCACUCUGACCAGCAGAAAGGGGACUUAUUAAUACAUAAUUUAGGGUUCAGCCAUAUGCUUGAGGCAACAUUUAAAUAAAUGGGUGUUAUUUAAAAAAAUUAAACACUCUGGACACUUUUGUCCAUACCGAGUGCAAAUGCGAGAUAACAGGGUGUAACUUAACUUCUCCGAUUAGUUUGAUAGGCUUUGCAAUGGCAAAGGAGGGGCAAGAAUUUCCUGUUCAAUACAAAACCAGGGAGGGGCUCUUUCAGGUGGAAGCAACCAAUGAGCCAAAUGUCUGAGACCGAAUGCAUAAUAAUAAAACAAAAUCUUGGGUAGGCGUAGCCCACCUUUGUCAAUCGGCCUAUGUAACAUAUUAAAAUGCAAUCUAGGAUGCUUACCAUUCCAAAUGAAGGACUUUGCUGUGCUAUCAAAUUGCUUGAAAUAAGAGAGGGGGAAAUCUACAGGGAGAGAUUGUAGCAGGUAGUUGAACAUUAACCUUCCCGAUCAUAAAUAAAUGUAAUGAAGCCCACAUCACUCAAACCUUUUUAUUAAGGGGUCAAAAUUAACUCACACAAAUUUGCUGGGAAUAAAAUGCCCAAAUACUUAAUGCCCUGUUUGGGCCACUGGAAGGCGCCCGACUGGAAAGCCGUUACUGGGCAGUACGCUUUCAGAGCCGAAGCUUCGGAUUUAUACCGACUGACUUUGUAUCCCAAGAAAUUAGAAAAGGAAUUAAUAAUUCUAUGGAGGCAAGGCAUAGAUCUAAUGGGGUCAGAGAGGAACAGUGAAAUAUCAUCUGUGUAAAGCAAAAGCUUAUGCGCCACACCUCCCGCCAUCACCCCUGGAAAAUCAUCCUCCUUUCUUAUUGCGGCUGCUAAUGGUCCCAGGGCAAGACAGAACAAUAGUGGGGAAAGAGGGCAACCCUGCCGGGUGCCCCUAUCCAGAGAAAAUAAUCUGAAAUUAAUCCAUGUGUUUGUACCGCCGCUACCAGGUGUCUAUAAAGUAAUUUAAUCCAUCCAAUAAAAGUAUUCCCGAACUCAUAUAUUUCCAAAAUCUUAGAAAGUUAAUCCCAUUCUACCAUAUCAAACACCUUUUCGGCAUCAAGUGAGAUGGCCGUGACCGGAGUCUGAUCAUUCGCCACUGGGCUUGUGAUCCGGGCUUGUGUCAUGGUUGGUGAAAGCUUUCCAUUCUUUAAUGAUUCCGUAUAAACUUCUAACAUAAGUGGAGCCAAUUCUGUAGCAUAAGAUCUAAAAAAGUCAGCGGCAAAACCAUCUGGCCCCGCAGCCUUAAUUACCUCGCCAAGUUCCUCCAAAGUUAUCUCAGAAUCAAGAAAGUUAUUUUGCUCAUUCAGCAAUUUAGGAAGUUCUAAUGGUUCCACAAAGUUUCUAAUGUCUUCAUAAGUAGACGAAGACGUGGAACUAUAGAGAUCAAGAUAGAAUUCUAUAAAUAUUUCACCACCAGCAGAUUUCACUGAGGGAAUGGUACAAAAAGACUCUAUCUGCUUUAUAUAUCUAGCCAAAAGCUUCCCUGCUUUGUCCCCUGACUCAAAGUAUGACUGUCUUGCCCUGAAUUGCCAAAACUCCACCCUCCAUGACAAAAUUGUAUUAUAUUUGUAUUUCAGUCGGGUCAAUUCUCUUGAGGCCAUCAGAUGACAUUCGGAGCUUCAGCUCUUCCUCGGCACUUUUAAUAUUCCCUUCCAACUCCACAAGUUCUCGUGCUUUGUAUUUUUUGAUGAAUGAGGCAUACUGUAUGAUCCAACCCCUAAGAACUGCCUUAAGUGCCUCCCAAGCCACGCUCACAGAGGAUACUGAGGACCAGUUGGUCUCCAUAUAGACAUUGAUUUCAGCCUUUAGCAUUUGUUGGAAUUCAGGAUUUUGCAAAAGGGAUACAUUAAAGCGGCAACUAUAUGAUUUCCUUUUCUCCCUAUGUGGCGACACCUCUAAACUCACCAGGGCCUGAUCUGAGACUAAAAUGUUUCCAAUUAAGCAAUCAACAACAGAUGAAAUGAGGGACUUGGAUUUAAAAAAAUAAAAUAAAAUCUAGAAUAAAUCUUAUGAACUGAUGAAAAUAAAAUAUAUAUAGUCCCUACCAGAUGGGUUCAAAAGUCUCCAAAUAUCUGUAAGACCAAGAUUUUACACAUCCUGUGACACAUCAAUGUUGCUCAAGUGGGCUUACACACUUUUGCUUCACUAUGAUCAAGGACUGAGUCCAUCAAAUGAUUAAAGUCUCCUCCCAAUAUUAUAUCAUGAGGGGUGCCAGCGGUUUGCAGCAUCCCUUCAAGAUCUAUAAAAAAGCCCUGAUCAUCAGCGUUAGGUGCAUAAAUCUUAGCCAAAAUCAACCUUUGCCCCUGAAUUUCUGCUAAAACAAUAAUGACUUUUCCUAAUUUAUCUUUAAUCUGUUUGAGGCAUUUGAAUUGUGAUGUUUACUUAUCAAUGUAAUGACUCCCCUGCUCUUACUUGAGCCAGCACUUAAGAAAACAUGUCCACCCCAUAUCCUCCCAAAUUUUUCAGCUUCUUGAAGAAACACUAUAUGAUAUUUCUUAUGUUUAAGAAAAGAAAUAACCUUCCUUCUUUUUAUGUGGUGCCCCAACCCAUUCACAUUCCACGUGAAGAGAGACAAUCCACUCAUUUUAACAUUUGACAUAUUAGAAAAAAUAGAUUGUGUCAAAAACAAAAUUAUGAAGACCACAUUCCAACAUUACAGAAACAAACAAACCCCGAACUUCCCACAGUACAAAAAAAAUAAAACAGAAAUAAGAAAAAUGGGCGCAUUAACCCAGCGCAUGAGUUUCUUGCAUUCCUUGAAUUGAUCACGUUUCUCUCUUGUUGAAUUCACAAAGUCUGGGAAAAAUAAAGUGCUGUGGUUCUUCCAAGAAAGCCUUCUUUUACUCCUCGCCUCAUGUAACAAAAGAUCUUUAUCGGAUGAUCACAGAAAUUUGGCCAGAAUUGAUCGGGGCCUGUCUCCCUCAUCGGAUCUCCAAGCCGGAACUAUGUGAGCUUGCUCGAUUUCCAGCUUAUGGCCUGUUAUGUCGAGCAGACUCGGGAAGAGCUCAUCUAGGAAUUUCACCAUAUCUCUGCCGCCUUUGGUCUCAGGAAUUCCAACAAUUCGGACGUUGUUUUGCCGAUUACGAUUCUCCAUAUCUUCCAACUUUUCCCAAACGCGUUCCAAAUCCACCUUGGUUGCUAGCGGGUUAGCAGCUAAUUCCCUCUCCAAUGACUGCAGAUAAUCAAUCCGUUUCUCAACAUCCCCCAAUCUUGUAACCAACUCAGAGAAUUUUGUCUCCAUGGCAGUGAUCGAUCGACAUAUUACAGCAAGAUACUCCAAGUCAGCAAUGACCUUCGCCAGCACUGCCGACAUGCUUGACAGUUGACGCUGAAUCACUCCCGCUGCACCAUCCAAACUGAAUCCCUGGUCUGCGGCCCUGUCAGGGGUGUCAGCUUGAGCACGUAAGUGUCUUUUAAUGUCUCCAGAGGCCGAGGAUUUCGAAUUCUUUGAUAUAUUGUCUUCAUAGAACAGUUAUGGUACAGGGUGUAUCGAAUCUCACCGGUUAUGUCACAAAAAGAAUUAAAAACUAGCAAAGUGCGCAGAGCUCGCCGUUCACACGUCUGACCCUCGCAUGGCGCCACGCGACUCUCAAAACACUGUAUAUUUAAUAUUUUGCUUGUGUCUUUAACCUUUUACAUUUCUUAUUGCCAGGUAAUUGAUUUCAAAUCCCAGACAAUCCAGUGCUAUGAAUCGAUGGGUCAUAGACAUGAUGAUAUCUGCUACAUAUUGUUGUGUCAUUUCCAAAUGAUUGCUGCAACUUUGGUUUCAUCAUCAAACUGCUUUGAAGGCAUGUAUGCAUGUCUCAUGUGUGACUAAUUAACAGGAAGUACCUCAUGGAGGAGUACAAAGUCAAGAAAGGCUGCAUCUUGGAGGUUUCCAAAUGGACUAUCGGCCGAAUGAGAACCAAUGUAUGCAAAUUGUGUCCUUUUAUGCUAACUGUUGUACUUGUAAUUGUGUGUCUAGGCAAUUCCCAAACAGGUGAAUGGAAAUGACCGGUGUUUUUGCCAGUAAAUAUGCAGACUACAUUUCUCAAGGAAAGCCACUCACUUUCAGACAGCUUGCAGCUCAAGUUCUGGAGGACAAGGAUAUUGGUUUUGGUAUGGUAGAUUCACAUAAAGAUGCCAAGGUGGCCAAAAGGCUUGGUCUGGAGGAGGAGGGAAGCAUUUAUGUGUUUAAAGAUGAAAGAGUGAUCGAGUUCGAUGGAGAGCUUUCUGCAGAUACACUGAUCGAGUUCCUGCUGGAUCUGCUAGAGGACCCAGUGGAGUUGAUCAGUAACCCCAUGGAGCAACGUGCUUUUGAGCGAAUGGAUGAAGACAUACGCCUUAUCGGCUACUUCAAGGGCGAAGACUCCGAGCACUACAAAGCUUUCCAGGUGGCUGCAGAGAAGUUUCAACCAUAUGUCAAAUUUUUUGCCACAUAUGACAAAGGGGUGGCGAAACAGUUUACUCUAAAAAUGAAUGAAAUCGAUUUCUAUGAGCCCUUCAUGGAGGAGCCCAUUACCAUUCCUGGCAAACCCAAUUCUGAAGAGGAAAUAGUGGACUUUGUUAAUAAGCACAGGAGACCCACUCUGAGAAAGCUUCGUUCUGAGGACAUGUUUGAGACCUGGGAGGAUGACAUGGAUGGAAUCCACAUUGUUGCCUUUGCUGAGGAGGAAGAUCCAGAUGGUUAUGAAUUUUUGGAGAUUCUGAAGGAGGUGGCUAGGUACAAUACUAAAAACCCAGAUCUAAGCAUAGUGUGGAUUGAUCCUGAUGAAUUUCCUCUGUUAACUACCUACUGGGAGAAGACCUUUAAGGUGGACCUCUUCAGACCCCAGAUUGGUGUGGUGAAUGUGACCGAUGCUGACAGUGUGUGGUUGAAUAUGCCUAAUGAUGAAGCUCUACCCUCGGCUGAGGAGCUGAAGGACUGGAUGGAGGACGUACUUUCUGGAAAGGUCAACACUGAGGACGAUGAUGAUGACGAUGAUGAUGACGAUGAUGAUGAUGAUGAUGAUGAAAAAAGCAAAGAUGAUAGUAGCGAUGAAGACGACGAUGAUGACAAUUAAUGGCUAUACACAAAACUAAUCUAUAACCAUAGAAGACUAAUUUAGCUGUAACUCAGUCAGAACAAUCUUUGAUGAUUGUAUUGAUGUUAUCCAUUUUAAAGACUAUUUAGUCCCGAUCUAACUCAAUUUAUUUGAUAAAUGUCUAUAUUGCCAAUCAGAGACAUUUCAUAAUGCAAAACACAUAACGUGUAAUUACUUAAGAUUCUUUUUGCUGCUGAUUUUUUAUCAAAUUACUGUAACUGUAAUGGUGUCAUUGUUUUUUGGCUACAAGAAAAAGUGUAUUGAUUGGAGUUCUAUACUUGGCCUGUUCUGGAAAGACUACAGAUGUGUCAUUUUGUUCAAUAAAGAACACAAAAAAGGA
Messenger RNA from Myxocyprinus asiaticus (Chinese sucker), 6100 nucleotides. RefSeq names its product calsequestrin-2-like. Gene Ontology annotation, molecular function: calcium ion binding. Lineage: Eukaryota; Metazoa; Chordata; Actinopteri; Cypriniformes; Catostomidae. The transcript has 11 exons. Bases 4681 to 5739 code for a protein of 352 amino acids. The record is from RefSeq and is a predicted model, not a curated record. Gene Ontology annotation, cellular component: sarcoplasmic reticulum lumen. Gene Ontology annotation, biological process: regulation of cardiac muscle contraction by regulation of the release of sequestered calcium ion.